Molecule: messenger RNA, 1241 nt
Organism: Elephantulus edwardii (Cape elephant shrew)
Lineage: Eukaryota; Metazoa; Chordata; Mammalia; Macroscelidea; Macroscelididae
Gene: BTBD6
Product: BTB (POZ) domain containing 6
Exons: 3
Coding region: 7-1239 (410 amino acids)
Biological process (GO): neurogenesis
Cellular component (GO): cytosol
Molecular function (GO): protein binding
Source: RefSeq, a predicted model, not a curated record
GCGCUCAUGUUUAACAGUGAGCUCAUGGCCGACGUCCAUUUCAUCGUGGGACCCCAGGGGACAGCCCGGAGGGUGCCCGCCCACAAGUAUGUUCUGGCGGUGGGCAGCUCGGUCUUCUAUGCCAUGUUUUACGGGGACCUGGCCGAAGUCAAGUCAGAAAUUCACAUCCCCGACGUGGAGCCCGCGGCCUUUCUCAUCUUGUUGAAGUACAUGUACAGUGAUGAGAUUGACCUGGAAGCCGACACGGUGCUGGCCACCCUCUACGCCGCCAAGAAGUACAUCGUCCCUGCGCUCGCCAAAGCCUGUGUCACCUUUCUGGAAACGAGUCUGGAAGCCAAGAACGCCUGCGUCCUGCUCUCCCAGAGCCGGCUGUUUGAGGAACCAGAGCUGACCCAGCGCUGCUGGGAGGUCAUAGAUGCACAGGCUGAGAUGGCGCUGAGGUCAGAGGGCUUCUGUGAGAUCGACCGACAGACCUUGGAGAUCAUCGUGACCAGGGAGGCCCUCAACACCAAGGAGGCAGUGGUCUUCGAGGCUGUCCUGAACUGGGCUGAGGCGGAGUGCAGAAGGCAGGGCCUGCCCAUCACCCCCCGCAACAAGAGGCACGUCCUGGGGCGUGCGCUCUAUCUGGUCCGGAUUCCCACCAUGACCCUGGAGGAGUUUGCCAAUGGAGCGGCCCAGUCGGACAUCCUGACUCUGGAGGAGACCCACAACAUCUUCCUGUGGUACACAGCUGUCAAGAAGCCGCCCCUCGAGUUCCCUCUGACCAAGCGCAAGGGCCUCAUGCCCCAGCGCUGCCACCGCUUCCAGUCCUCAGCUUACCGCAGCAACCAGUGGCGGUACCGGGGCCGCUGUGACAGCAUCCAGUUCGCCGUGGACAGGCGGGUGUUUGUGGCAGGGCUGGGGCUGUACGGCUCCAGCUCCGGGAAAGCCGAGUACAGUGUCAAGAUUGAGCUGAAGCGGCUAGGGCUGGUCCUGGCCCAGAACCUGACCAAGUUCCUCUCUGACGGCUCUAGCAACACCUUCCCCGUGUGGUUUGAGCACCCAGUCCAGGUGGAGCAGGACACCUUCUACACGGUGAGCGCGGUCCUGGACGGCAGUGAGCUCAGCUACUUUGGGCAGGAGGGGAUGACAGAGGUGCAGUGUGGGAAGGUGACCUUUCAGUUCCAGUGCUCUUCUGACAGCACCAAUGGGACAGGGGUCCAAGGCGGCCAGAUCCCCGAGCUCAUCUUCUAUGCCUGAGG